AUGGCACAGUUACUGGUAGCUGCCGACAAAUAUGACCUCUCUCUACUGAAGGAUGCUCUUGAGGACCAGUUGGUCCAGAAUCUGGCCGUAGAAAAUGUGGCAGAGUGUGCGUGUCACAAAGAGGGGACGCAUGAAGCUGCAAAGUAUGGCAACUUGGCUGAACUGUUUGUGAUCCUGCAACAUGGAAUGGACAUCAACAGCCAGUGUGAAAAUGGCUACACUGCAAUUCACAGAACGGCGAAGUGUGGUGACACCUCAGCUGUAAACUGGCUGCUGGAGUCAGGUGCCAAUGUCACUGUGUGGAGUGACUGGCAGCAGACUACCCUCCACGUAGCAGCAGCAUACGGCAGACAGGGUGUCGUGAUGGUCCUGCUGUUUCACGGUGCGGACAAAGACGCGUGGGACGGCUGUGUGCAGAUGGCUUUGCAGAUUGCCGCCACAUAUGGUGAAGCAGCUGUUGUGAACCUCCUGUUGCGGUUGGAGGCGGACCAGUGUGCUGCCAGCUAUGGUAGGACACCUCUCUAG
Schistocerca americana (American grasshopper) is the source of this 525-nucleotide messenger RNA. Its product is annotated as putative ankyrin repeat protein RF_0381. The record is from RefSeq and is a predicted model, not a curated record. Gene Ontology annotation, molecular function: protein binding. Lineage: Eukaryota; Metazoa; Arthropoda; Insecta; Orthoptera; Acrididae. Bases 1 to 525 code for a protein of 174 amino acids. The transcript has 2 exons.